This is a messenger RNA of Paralichthys olivaceus (Japanese flounder), 4525 nucleotides long. It is a transcript of the gene slc8a4b, whose product is annotated as solute carrier family 8 member 4b. The record is from RefSeq and is a predicted model, not a curated record. Gene Ontology annotation, molecular function: calcium:sodium antiporter activity. Gene Ontology annotation, biological process: calcium ion import across plasma membrane; sodium ion transmembrane transport; cell communication. Lineage: Eukaryota; Metazoa; Chordata; Actinopteri; Pleuronectiformes; Paralichthyidae. Gene Ontology annotation, cellular component: postsynapse; axon; sarcolemma.
CGCGUGAAUGAAUGAACGGAUCCAGACACUGGCUUCUUCCACAGUGCCGAACCGCUGAGAGGACGCAAACAAACGACUUGGACGUAACCCCACACCGAGCCGACCCAGUAGAAACCAGUAGAAUCCAGUGAGGGCCCGGCUGCAUCAGCAGAAAUGGCUGCGGCCGCCAUGUCUGCUCCUCCAUCCUCUCCCGCCACCCGCCUCUCCUCAUCCCUCCUCUUCUUCUCCCUGUCUUUCCUCCUGCUCCUGUCAUGUCCCACAUCUGUCCAUGCGAGUUCAGCAGAGAAAAACUGCUCAGCCAGUGGAGACGCCUGUCAGGAAGGAGUGGUGCUGCCCGUGUGGAACCCUCAGAACCCCUCUGUAGGGGACAAAGUGGCCCGGGCCAUUGUUUAUUUCGUAGCGCUCAUCUACAUGUUCCUCGGCAUGAGCAUUAUAGCCGACCGAUUCAUGUCGUCUAUAGAGGUCAUAACCUCUCAAGAGAAGGAAAUCACCAUUAAGAGGCCAAACGGUGAGACGACCACGACCACUGUCAGGAUCUGGAAUGAGACCGUUUCUAAUCUCACUCUAAUGGCCUUGGGUUCUAGCGCCCCGGAGAUCCUGCUGUCUGUUAUUGAGGUGUGCGGCCACGAUUUCGAGGCCGGUUCCCUGGGUCCCAGUACCAUCGUGGGCAGUGCUGCCUUUAACAUGUUCAUCAUCAUCGCCCUGUGUGUGCAUGUGGUUCCCGACGGAGAGACACGCAAAAUCAAACACCUUCGGGUGUUUUUCGUCACGGCAGCUUGGAGUAUCUUUGCCUAUAUCUGGCUCUACUUAAUCCUGAGUGUCUUCUCGCCUGGGGAGGUGGAGGUAUGGGAGGCGGUGCUGACCUUCCUCUACUUCCCACUCUGCGUGGUCCAGGCCUGGGUGGCUGACCGACGUCUCCUCAUCUACAAGUAUGUCCGCAAGCGCUACCGUGCCGACAAGAACCGCGGCAUCAUCAUCGAGACGGAGGGCGGGGCAGACGUAGGGAUCAGGGGCAUGGACGGAGGAGGAGGAGGAGCGCUGGGUCCAGGUGGGUUCACCAAGAUGGACAUGCUGGAGCUGGACGGACAGAUGGCGCUGAACUGUCACGGUGGGAUGGACGGAGGGAUGACAGAGGAAGGAGGAGCAAAGGACGAGGAGGACGAGGCCAGGAGGGACAUGGCGAGGACGCUGAAGGAGCUGAAGCAGAGGCACCCGGAUAAAGACAUGGAGCAGCUAAUUGAGAUGGCUAAUUAUCAGGUCCUGAUGCAGCAGCAGAAGAGCAGGGCGUUCUAUCGUAUCCAGGCAACCAGGAUGAUGAUUGGAGCCGGCAACAUCCUCAAGAAGCACGCCGCCGACCAGGCUCGCAAGGUGGUGAGCAGCCAUGAGACCCAAGCCCAAGAGGACGACCCUCACACCAUCAGGUUGGAUUUCGAACCCUCGUUGUACCAGUGCUUCGAAAACUGUGGCUCCCUGAAACUGACCGUAGGCAGACACGGAGGUGACCCCGGAGUUACCGUCAAGGUGGAUUAUCGCACAGAGGACGGUACAGCAAACGCAGGUUCAGAUUAUGAGUUCGCAGAGGGAACGCUGAUGUUUAAGCCUGGGGAGACCCUCAAAGAGAUCACAGUCGGAGUGAUUGAUGACGACAUCUUUGAGGAGGAUGAGUAUUUCUACGUCCACCUCAGUAAUCCUCGAUUGGUUGGUUAUCCGGAGAUCGGCACCGUCCCUCUGGACAACAGUGUCACCCCUAAAGCUGUGCUGGGAAACAACCACACCGCCACAGUGACCAUCUACGAUGACGAUCACGCAGGUAUCUUUACCUUUGAGAGCGCCAGUCAGAGGGUGAGCGAGAGUGUAGGUGUGAUGGAGGUGAAGGUGCUCAGGACUUCAGGGGCCCGGGGCCUCGUAGCCGUCACCUAUCGGACGCUGGAUGGCACCGCCAAAGGAGGGGAGGACUACGAACUAUCAUCUGGCAAGCUGGAGUUUCAGAACGACGAGACGAUGAAGAUCAUCGAGGUGAAGAUUAUUGAUGAUGAGGAGUACGAGAAGAAUAAGACUUUCAUCAUCGAGCUGGGAGAGCCGGUUCUGUUGGAGAUAGGACAGAAACACGGCGACUCCAAUGAGAACAAGCCAUUAGUGGGAGCAGAGGAGGAGGAGGUGGCAAAGAUGGGCUGUCCCAGUCUGGGUGAACACACACAAGUAGAGGUCAUCAUAGAAGAGUCCUACGAGUUCAAGAAAGCAGUAAAGACGCUUUUGAGAAGCGCUGAAAAGAGUACGGUAGAUAAGCUGAUCAAGAAGACAAACCUGGCCUUGGUGGUGGGAAGCAGCAGCUGGAGGGAGCAGUUUGUCAAUGCCGUUACUGUCAGUGCAGGUGAUGACGAUGAGGAGGAGAGUGGCGAGGAGCGGCUGCCGUCCUGCUUCGACUACAUCAUGCACUUCCUCACCGUCUUCUGGAAGGUGCUGUUCGCCUUCGUCCCGCCCACUGAGUACUGGAACGGCUGGGCCUGCUUCAUCGUCUCGAUAUCACUCAUCGGCGUCCUGACGGCGGUCACCGGCGAUCUGGCGUCGCACUUCGGCUGCACGAUAGGCCUGAAGGAUUCUGUGACCGCCGUGGUGUUUGUGGCGCUGGGAACAUCAGUGCCAGACACUUUCGCCAGCAAAGUCGCUGCCAUCCAGGACCAGUAUGCCGACGCCUCCAUCGGCAAUGUGACAGGCUCCAACGCUGUCAACGUCUUCCUUGGCAUCGGCGUGGCGUGGACCAUCGCGGCCGUCGCCUGGCGCACCAGGGGCAAACCGUUCCGGGUGGACCCGGGGAACCUGGCCUUCUCCGUCACCCUCUUCACCAUCAUGGCCGUGGUGUGCGUGAUGACGCUGCUGUACCGGCGGAGGGCGACGGUGGCCGGCGGGGAGCUGGGCGGGCCGCGGACUUGCAAGUUGGUCACGUCGCUGCUGUUCGUCUCCCUGUGGCUCAUUUACAUCCUGCUGGCUUCGCUGGAGGCCUACUGCCAUCUACCGCAGUUUUAAACGGAGAGGAGAGGGGGGGAGGGAGAGAGACCUACUGCCAAUAUGAAGAAAGAGAGAAAGAGAGGAGGGAGGAAUGUUCAAACGAAGGAAUGAAAGAGAGCUGGUUAUGCGACGGUAGUUUUUAUAGAAUUAGCAGAUCUACACAUGAACUUUUUUUUUCUUUUGAAUAGAUUUGACAGUAAACCAGUAAAAACUCCAGUGUCCAUAAUAAAUAUUUUUGUUAGCAUCACUCUUUUAGACAUGGAGACCCACCCCAAACGUCUGGGAUACAUCAACCCUCUAAAUUAAGAAUAAUCUAAAGCCCUGAUAUUAAAUCGUAGGUUUUAAAGAGCGCUUUUUGUUUUGUUUUCAGUAUACUGCCAAACCAGUAGAAGAGAAGAAGACGCAGUCAGGCUCUGAAUGGAAAGUUGAAGUAGGGAGGAAGGACAAGAGGCAACUAAACUAAAUCAAAUUGAAAGUCUGUACAUGAACGGAGAGAUUAGAGAAAUGAAGAGUAGAUUGGCAAGAACACUCUACACCCCCUCCUCACUUUCUCUCGCUCCCUGUGUCGUAACUGUGUCUCGUUGUUGCGGGAACAGUUGGAUUCUCCCAUGAUGCCCGUUAAACUUUAUCCAGUUCUAUCAGUGACUUAUGACUUUUAACCUCUCCUCUGCCAACACACAUAACAAAUACACUUAUAUAGACUGAUUCUGCAACAGAAGACAACCUUUUGUUUUUCUUUAUUCCAUCUCUUCUGGAAUACACUGUGCUUCAUCCCACACACACACACACACACUCACACACACACACACACACACACACACACACAUACACUGUACACUCCAAUUCCUCCUCGCCAACAAACACUCACAAACAGACUCUACACACCCCUCUACCCCUCCCUCUUGCCUUACUCUUACCUCCCCUUGUAGGAUUUUGUCUUAAAGUUGUGAUAAUGAAACUCCGUAGUCACCACGCACCGAGCCUCUUUUUUUGUCGAGCCAAUCCCGAGCCCCUUCUCCUCUUAACGCCAACGCCAAGUGUUGUUAACAAAAACGUACCCUGUUUCCUCCCCUCCCCUCCCCUCUUUUUUUCCCUAAAUUUUCAAUGGCGUCACGUGUUGAUGUUGUUACCGUGCAAUUGUAAAAACAAAAGUAUUAAUACAGUGUGACGAGAUAAAUUACGAGGAGGAAGAGAGUUGUCGAGAAGAGCAGUUGGAUGUUGGAUUCGCACCGGGAAGAAAGGGAGGAUGGCUUAACGGACGAAACGUUUCUUUUUGUCCUGCAGUGACGAAGCAUUGUGCGCUACACGUUGUGACGUACGCUGUUUACACGCUGCAGUUCCCUGGACAACUGGAGCAAAGCAGGAAAUGAUGUAACAAAAAGGACUAAUCAGAACUGGCUGUGACCUUGAUGAUGAAUAACGACGACCUAGUGUUUCUAGUUGUACAUGAUGAUAUUAGAAACAUUUAAAGACAUUGAUAUUUCAUUUAUGUUACGUCGCUCUCUUUGUGAGGAAACCC